GAAAAACAGAAAAAAUUCCGAAGCCCAGCAUUUUCCGAACGGUUCAAUCCUGUGUGCCUGUGUGGUGCUUCACAAUCACAGAGGCAAAGGACGAUCGGAUCGGAUAGAUAGUGAUGGAGGAAGAAGAUAACAUUGAGCCCGAGCCGAAGAAGAAUAAGGUGGUAAUUAAGAUACCUUCAUAUCAAGAGGUGAUUGAAAGCUCACAGUCAAAGUCAACACCACCCUCUCUCUUCGCUCCUUCUCAAAGCUUUUCCCAAGCUUUUUCUUUCGUUAAAUCCUCUGAAUUAUACUCUCCUCCUCCUUUAGAGCCUCCACAGGUUACCCAGACUACGACUUCCAGGGAAUAUCUACAGUCAAAUGUUGCAUCUCCAUUGCCAGUUGCGUCUACUAGCUCCGUUGCUUCAUCUUCAUCGUCAUCUACUCAGAAUCGCAAUGCCAUUCUUGUGAGCCACAGACAGAAAGGCAAUCCCUUGCUUAAGCAUAUCAGGAAUGUGAGAUGGGUUUUUGCAGAUAUUGUUUGUGACUACUUACUUGGACAAGGCUCUUGCGCUCUCUAUCUAAGCCUUCGGUAUCAUCUACUGCAUCCAGACUACUUAUAUUACCGUAUAAGGGAAUUGCAAAAGAACUUCAAGCUACGUGUUGUUCUUUGCCAUGUUGAUGUGGAAGAUGUUGUUAAGCCUUUACUUGAAGUUACUAAGACGGCUCUGCUUCAUGAUUGUACCCUGUUAUGUGGUUGGAGCUUAGAGGAAUGCGGUCGCUACUUAGAGACUAUAAAAGUGUAUGAAAACAAGUCUGCAGAUAUUAUACAAGGACAAAUGGAUACAGAUUAUUUAUCACGGCUGAACCAUGCUCUCACUACAGUUCGUCAUGUUAACAAGACUGAUGUAGUAACACUUGGCACAACAUUUGGGUCUCUAUCUCAUAUCAUGGAUGCAUCAAUGGAAGAUCUAGCACGCUGCCCAGGCAUAGGAGAGAGAAAGGUAAAGCGCUUGCAUGAUACUUUUCAUGAACCGUUCAAACGUGCAGUCGUCAGCGUUCCUACUGUUCCAGAAACCUCUACCCAGAAUAAUGUCAAACCGAGCUCAGUGAAUGAAGAUAAAGAAAAAGCCGAACAAGUAGAUGCAGAAAAUGACGGCAAAAGAAGUAAAAAAGAACCUGAUUUGACAAUUAAAUCAGCCCUAUCGGCUGCUUUUGCCAAAUAUGCUGAUAAAGUUGUUAGAAAUAACACAAAGUCACCGUGUAAGAGGAAAGGUGAAACAAGUUCUGCCACCGAAGAGGAAGCUUAAAAAGAUAAUUCAUGAUAGUUUAAGCUCACAUAUUUUUCUGACUUCAAUUAGCCUUGAGCAUAAGAUUCUUUUUGCACUCUGUGACACUAGGAAACAGUCUUCUUCAUGCUCUCUUCUCUUUACUCUAUUACUUUUUCACAAGCUUCCUCAAGAUGUACAUUUAUAUAAUGUCAAUCCAAAUUCAUAAAGCAUUAUCAUCCUUGCAUUAUGUGAACAAAAUAAAAAAGGACAGCGUUUAUUA
Molecule: messenger RNA, 1527 nt
Organism: Cannabis sativa
Lineage: Eukaryota; Viridiplantae; Streptophyta; Magnoliopsida; Rosales; Cannabaceae
Product: DNA excision repair protein ERCC-1
Exons: 9
Coding region: 114-1286 (390 amino acids)
Biological process (GO): UV-damage excision repair; meiotic mismatch repair; mitotic recombination
Cellular component (GO): nucleotide-excision repair factor 1 complex; ERCC4-ERCC1 complex; nucleus
Molecular function (GO): single-stranded DNA binding; damaged DNA binding
Source: RefSeq, a predicted model, not a curated record